AUGGGUGGGAGUAAAGCUGUUGCAAUAUCAAAUAUACAUCCAAGGAUAAGAUUAAGAGAUAUAAUGGAUAUAUUUGGUGUUUUUGACAAGAUUGUUGGGUUUCGACCCUACAAAGAUGGAUUUGUCUUGAAGUUUGAGUCCUUUCCAGAAAGGUCUUUGGCCAUGGAUAACUUUCCUUUAGCACACAGAAGAAUGAAGGUUAAUAUGAUUGAAUGGAACGAGGGUUAUGACACUUUUGAGGUAGGAAACAUUGUGGUGUUUGAGUCUUACUUUGACGUGGAUGAAAUAAGAGAUGAAUGCUGCAUGUUUGGAUGUGUGACUGAGGUGAUAAGGAAAAAGGAUUCUAUAUAUGUUAUCUGCAGCUCUUCUGUGGAUGGAGAAUGCAUAUUCAUGAAUAUGUAUGGAAGAUAUUACAAUAAAAAGAGAAUAAGAUGCCGCAUAGGCGAUGAAAAGAUACUAUUGAAUUAA
Molecule: messenger RNA, 468 nt
Organism: Encephalitozoon romaleae SJ-2008
Lineage: Eukaryota; Fungi; Microsporidia; Unikaryonidae
Exons: 1
Coding region: 1-468 (155 amino acids)
Molecular function (GO): nucleic acid binding
Source: RefSeq, a predicted model, not a curated record